Messenger RNA from Yarrowia lipolytica CLIB122, 519 nucleotides. The record is from RefSeq and is a predicted model, not a curated record. NCBI's taxonomy places the organism in Eukaryota, Fungi, Ascomycota, Dipodascomycetes, Dipodascales.
AUGCCCCGAGAAGCUGCCGCCCACUGGGUCCCAUUUGAGGACAAAGCUAACAUGCCCGACAACGUGCCCGACGUUGUCGAGGUUGGAGCUACCUCCGCUCCUCUUCUGUCUGCAUCCUACUUCAUUGGCGCCAAGUGCAAGCCCUACAACGAUGACUUCAUGCUGUGCAGAGAAGAGUCCCAGGGCUCUGGCGCCAUCGACUGUCUCAAGGAGGGCCGACGAGUCACCCGAUGUGCCGUCUCCGUCAUUGAGGACAUCAACAAGAGCUGUCUUGACGAGUUCCGACUCCACUGGCAGUGUCUGGAGCAGAACAACCACCAGCUCAGUGGCUGCCGAAAGGCCGAGGCUCUGCUCAACAAGUGUGUUUUCACCAAGCUGAACCUCGAGAAGAAGAUCCCUGGUCUGCGACCCGACGAGGAGCCCGUUUUCCUCAAGAAGGAUCCCUGGAUCAAGCCUGCCGUUGAUGACUUCAAGUCUGUUCGAGCUUACGCCGAGGCUAAGAAGAACGGUACUCUGUAA